Aureobasidium namibiae CBS 147.97 is the source of this 537-nucleotide messenger RNA. RefSeq lists its product as uncharacterized. The transcript has 2 exons. NCBI's taxonomy places the organism in Eukaryota, Fungi, Ascomycota, Dothideomycetes, Dothideales, Saccotheciaceae. The record is from RefSeq and is a predicted model, not a curated record. Bases 1 to 537 code for a protein of 178 amino acids.
AUGUCGAAGCGCAGCGAACCCGACGAUCCUACCGAGCUCCCACCCACUGAGGCCAGCAAGAAACCACGCCUCGACAUCCAAGAACAACUCAAGCGUGCUAGCACUCUUACUGCUCAGCUGCGCCAUGGGGUCGAGGAUGGUACGGACUCAAAGACCUCUGCUGCCAACCAAAUCGCCACUGAGGAGCUCACGCGCAUUUUUGAGAGUAUGCAGAAAAAGACCGUCGACACAUCCAAGUCCGUUGACGAUCUCAUCUCAGCUCAGAUCAAACACGAAGUCAAGCACAUCAUGGGCCAACUUUGGUGUUCAGUCUCCAAGCAUACUCCCUCUAUCGAUGCCCAGAUCAACAAAAUCCUCAAGCCUGCCGAUCAAUCCUACAAAGAGCACAUUGCUCAGAAGGUUCAGGAGAAGACGGAAGGUGUCACUUCAGGAGACUAUGUUGCUAUGAUCAAAGCAGCCGUCAAAGCAGUUCUGGUUGAAGAGUACAAGGAAAGUUCUGGCGCUGAGCUUUCUGCCAAGCUGGACCAGUUGCAGUAA